UCAUUUGAAAGAUCAUGAAAAAUAAAAAAUGUUGAUAUAAAUUUUAUAAAAAUCGGAUCAACUAAUUUGCUCUACCCGAAACCUGCUUUGAAUUCAUCCGAGAUCUUCACAUUUUGCUCUACAGAAAUCUUAAUUUGAUACACCCAAGAUUUCGCUCUACCGAAAUCUGCACUUUCAAAGUUGCCCGAAAUCCUUUCUUCGAAGUUCACCCGAAUUCUUGAAAAAGGAAAUACCCGAGAUUUGAAACUAAGCUUCUUCCGAAAUUCCACUUUGCUGCUUCAACAAUCUACGUGUCUUGCUUCACCAGAUUUUCAAUUCAAGGGGCGCCACUUACAAUAUCACCUCACCAAACCCACACUACAGAAUUUCUAUCCCUCCCAUAAUCCCUUUUCCAAAAUCUACCUACGUGAUAUCCUUGCCCAAUUUCCCCACACCCACUACCCAAAACCACCUGGUAACAAGCCAUCUUAUUCCAGCCUGUAAUCAAGGAUUCGCAAAACACCCGAGAUCAGGAAAAUUUCACUUGCCCGAAAUCAUUAUUUUGAUGUGCCGAGAUCUUUAAUUCGAAAACAGUACGAAAUCUUUAAUCCUCCGAAAUCUAUACUUCGUAUCUGCUCAAGUUUCAGAAUUCAUAAGCUUACCCGAAGUUUCUCAAAAUCGAGUAUAACCAUAUUUUAAAAGAUUUCGAGCAUUACAUUUUGAAAAUUUCGAAGCAUAAAUUUCGUGCCACAGGAUCUCCGGCCUCACUUCUUCAAGCUUCACCUAAAAUUAAAAUUGUUUGAGCCUCACCCAUGAUCAUAAUCUCCGGCCCUUCUUAAUCCGAACAGUUCUCGCCCCACGAUCAAUCAACAAUCAAUGAUGAGUUCCUACUCCAACACAUCAAUGCUCUCUAGCAACGGAUCAACCAUUGUAUCUAACAAGUUCCAAGGACUCAAAUCAUAUUUAAACCUAUUAGCAAUUGCCCCCUAUUCCCUAUGCCGGUGAUACAGAUCCGCGGCGUCGGCGUCACUGUAGGCCAGAUCUUUAGCGGUAGAGGCCGGAUCUUUAGCGCCGGCGGCCGACGUGGCCAUAUCUGGUCAGAUGUACGGUGGUGGUUCAUGGCACGAUGUGCAAUGUCGGUGACGCCCAGAUCUGACAAGACGUACGGAGGCGGCAGCCAGAUGUGUAGCGUCGGCUGCCAACGGUCAACAACGAUGUUCGGCUGCCUUAAGUUUUGUCAAGCUUCAAGGGGUACAAAAAUGGGCCGUUCGGAAUUGGUCAAGGAUGAUCAUAAUGGGUUUACGAUGAGAAGAGGGGGCACUCCUAUCCUCCUAGAACACAAGGCGUUGGUGAAGGGCAGCGGCGAGGAGUACCGGAGGGCGAAAAUGGAAGGAAGGAAGAUAAGGGGGAGGGGAAGAGGAAGAAAGAAACGGAGGAGGAGGAAUAAUGCAACUCCUCCCAUUAUUACCGCUCAUACGGAUGAUGAUAGCCAUGCUGCAGCAGCAGCAGCAAUACACAGUUCAUCAUCACUGGCUUUCACUGAUGAUUAUCACUUGCCCAGGGCACACCCUCCUAAGAAUAAUUGAUCCAAGACUCAUCCAUAUAUAUAAUUGAUGAUGAUCCAUCAAAUCAAUAACAAAGUUAACAUUCAUGUAUAAGCAUGAUUCGCUCACCCGCCCGCCCCAUAUAUAUGCAUGCAUAGUGUGUAGGAAAAUGCUUUGGAAGGGAAAAAUCACGUACGUAGCUUUAGUGCUCAAAGCAUAAUGGAGCUCAAAUGUACUUACUGCGGGCUUUAGAGCAUCUCCAAUGCAAAAAUGUGAACUGUGCAUACGUGGCAUAAGAAUUAGC
Messenger RNA from Cuscuta europaea, 1827 nucleotides. The record is from the annotation of a GenBank genome assembly. NCBI's taxonomy places the organism in Eukaryota, Viridiplantae, Streptophyta, Magnoliopsida, Solanales, Convolvulaceae.